This is a messenger RNA of Symbiodinium natans, 372 nucleotides long. The record is from the annotation of a GenBank genome assembly. NCBI's taxonomy places the organism in Eukaryota, Dinophyceae, Suessiales, Symbiodiniaceae.
AUGUCGGAAGCCUAUGACGACGGGUAUGAGGACAUUACUGGAGUUGACAUCGUGCCUGCGGUCGUUGACGCGAUGAAGCAGCUGAACGCUUCAAGACGUCCUGGGAUCAAGUACGAAGUGGCUGAUGCGCGGGAGCUCUCGGUGUUCUCUGACGGCUCCUUCGACGUUGUCUUUGACAAGAGCACGUUAGACGCCCUGAAACACCUGCAGUUUGUCACUCCUCUAUUCCAAAUGCCCAUAGAUGCUCUUGGUAAAUCAUUGCUGCUUGAGCCUCAGGUGUACCUCUGCGUCAGCCUCAAUGUACCGGAGGAGGCGCAGCCAGCAAUCGACACUUGCAUUGAGCUUUACAACCCCAAGUCCUUAACGGCCUAG